Molecule: messenger RNA, 1096 nt
Organism: Erythranthe guttata (spotted monkey flower)
Lineage: Eukaryota; Viridiplantae; Streptophyta; Magnoliopsida; Lamiales; Phrymaceae
Source: RefSeq, a predicted model, not a curated record
AUGGAUCACCACCACCACCAUCACCAUGGCCGGAGAGAAGAGGAGCAGCACCGACCUCCGCCGCCGCGACCAUCCCCUCCUCCCUUCUACGGCGUAAACCAACCCCCGCCGCCGUUUCCUCCGCCUCCGCAAGUCCACCACACCUCCCACACCGGCCCCGGGCCUCAGUCAUACCCUCCACCACCUCCCCCUUCCGCCUUCGCCGGCCACCCCCCACCACCACCACCCGGCGGCGGAAACCACCAGCACCACCAUCCCCAUAUGCCCCACUUUCCUCCGGUCAUAAAUCACCACACCGACCACCACAAAGACGACGACGAAUUUGCCAACAAACCCUCAUUCAGAAUGUACAGCAAGGCCGAACCUAAUUACUCGCUAACCAUACGAGAUGGGAAAGUUGUUCUCGCCCGAUCCAAUUCAUCGGAUCCUUGUCAGCCGGCCCACGAAACGAGCACGAGGGUGAAGGAUGAAGAAGGGUAUCCAAGCUUUGCUUUGAUCAACAAAGCCACCAAACAGGCCAUCAAACACUCCAUCGCUGCUACACAACCGGUCCAGUUGACUGCUUACAACCCUAAGACACUGGAUGAAUCGAUAUUAUGGACGGAGAGCAAAGACUUGGGCGAUAGUUAUCGAACGAUAAGGAUGGUUAAUAACAUAAAGCUAAACAUAGAUGCUUUUAAUGGCGAUAAAAAUCACGGUGGGGUCCACGAUGGCACCACAGUUGUUCUCUGGGAGUGGAAGAAGGGAGAUAAUCAACGCUGGAAGAUCGUUCCUUACUGAUAUACGAAGGGAGAACAGAAGCCUUCUGUGUUCACAGGUGUUUCUAUGGCUUCGAUUAUUAAUGUAAAACACGGUUUAUAAUUUAUAUAUGUGUGCCUUUCGGCUCUUGUUGUGGUAACCUUAAAAUUGUGUAUGUAGUUACGUUUAAAUAAAUAAUGCAGCCGGACUAUGGGGGCUUACAUCCGCUUCGUUCGUGCAGGCUUGUAGUUGUAUGUAUAUGUAUGUAUCGAGUAUAUUGAUGAUGUACUAUGAAUAAGAUCUAUUUAUGGACUUCUGAUCCUAUUAUGUUUCCUUAAAUAAGAUUUGUUCUAGAGUU